CUUACACCAAGCUCAUUAAAAAUUAUGUCAGAAGGGGAUUCCCGCCGAAAGAUUGGUGCUCAGGUGACAGCGAAGGCCUGUCAUGUUGUCCAUUUGAGUGAGUGUGCUCGGCGAUACGGUGCUUUGAGGACCACCAAGGUCGUUGUGGGGACUGUUGUGGAGGUCAACAAUACCAGAAAGGCGCCAAACAACCGUGUAUCAACCUUCAUUACUGCUGACUUUGAUAUUGGUGGAGGAUCAGUCAAGCGGAGCACUCUGAACAUCCGUAGCGUCAAACUCUUCAAACCGGACCAGUCGACAGUACCAUCCAGUCCCGCAGCACCAAUACCGGCAGUAGACAACGCAGACACAGAUUUGGCCGUUCCAGAGCAAGAGGAAGGAGAAGCGGUCUUGCAGGAGACUUCUCCUGAUGAAGAAUUGGAAUUUCCAGCACAACCGAUGAUGGAAAUUGGAAUAGCUGCGGGGGAACAGGUAGCAGGACCUACCGCACAAGUAGCCACGCAGGUUUGGGGUGUUGAAGACGCUUCCUUUGUAAUGGCUCAUGAAACAAAGUGGUAUGCUGACGAGCAAGCUACAUUGAUUGAUAUAAAUGGCAGUGUCCAAAGUAAGCAGUUUGGCAUCAAUACACCAAUUGGCGACCUUCUUGGUCCAGACUCUGACAUUGAUGGAAAAUAUUCGCGGCUGCAAUAUUUUCUUCUCAUGUUUCAACCCGACCAACUGAGCGCCAUGUGUCAGCUAACAAAUGUGCAGCUUGCCCAACAGAACAAGCACUGCAUGUCAACAGGAGAGCUGCUUCGAUUCUUUGGCAUUCUAAUUCUUGCGACAAAAUUUGAAUUUAGCAGUCGAUCGCAAUUGUGGUCCACAACCGCGCCGUCAAAAUACAUUCCUGCCCCUGCAUUCGGAAAAACAGGAAUGUCGCGGCAGCGCUUUGAUGAUCUUUGGCGAAAUAUCCGAUGGAGCAACCAGUGUCCUGAACGGCCGGAAGGUAUGAGCUCCCAUACGUUUCGGUGGCAACUUGUCGAUGAUUUUGUUGAAAGAUACAACAAUCAUCGAGCCAAUACUUUCAAACCAUCUCAUCUUAUUUGUGUGGAUGAAUCAAUGUCGCGAUGGUAUGGACAAGGGGGGGAAUGGAUAAAUCAUGGACUCCCCAAUUAUGUGGCUAUUGACCGAAAGCCCGAAAACGGUUGUGAGAUUCAAAAUGCCGCAUGCGGCUGUUCGGGUAUCAUGCUUCGAUUGAAGGUUGUAAAGGGUAAGACAGCAGCAGAAGAUGAUGGGGACUACAAUGAACAGUUGCUGCAUGGAACAAAGAUCCUCAAAGAGCUUGUCCUUCCUUGGUGGUGGACGGAUCGGAUUGUUUGCGCUGACUCGUAUUUUUCAUCUGUCGGUACAGCUAUGGAGUUGCAGCGACAUGGUUUGAGAUUUAUUGGAGUUGUAAAAACAGCAACAAAACAAUAUCAGAUGAGAUACCUUUCGACUUUAGAGCUGAACCAGAGAGGCGAACGGAGAGGGCUUGUGAUGCGAGAUGUUGAUACAAAUUAUAGCACUCUGUUGGCUUUUGUGUGGAUGGACAGGGACCGCCGAUAUUUUGUGUCGAGUGCUUCCAGUCUGGAUGCAGGCAAGCCCUACGUACGCUAUCGUUGGAGACAGAUUGACCAAUCUCCGGAUGCAGAUCCAGAGAGGCUGGAAAUUAUCAUUCCACAGCCCAAAGCAGCGGAAUUAUACUAUUCUGCAUGUGGGAUGAUUGACAGGCACAAUCGAAGUCGUCAGGAUACACUGAUGCUUGAACGAAAGUUGGGUACAACAAAUUGGUUGACAAGGGUUAACCUCUCAAUAUUUGGAAUGAUUGUUGUUGACACUUGGUUGGCCUACAGUCUGUGUACAGGAAUAGGAAGAGCUAACGGGAGAGAAGAAAAGCAGAAAGACUUCUACACUGCCUUGGCUGAGGAGCUAGUGGAUAACCAAUACGACAAUGUUGGAAGUCGCAGAGUUUUCGUGGAGGCAAAUUUGGACAAUGACAGCCCAGCACUUUCAAGGACUACGGGAGAACCAAGAAGUGGCCUGUACGCACACCUAACACCAACCAAAAAAAGAAGAAAGAACAAAGACGGUAGUUUUAGCAGCAAUAGACUACAAGGACGAUGCUUGGUGUGUUCCAAGAAGACAACAUAUGUUUGCUCAGUGUGCAAAGAUGAAGAAACACCUCACUCCAGAGAACCGUGGGUUUGUUAUACCACCAAGGGGAAGCUGUGCUAUGCAAACCACAUGGCUACCUGUCACGGCGCCUAA
This is a messenger RNA of Phaeodactylum tricornutum CCAP 1055/1, 2286 nucleotides long. RefSeq lists its product with no specific name. The record is from RefSeq and is a predicted model, not a curated record. NCBI's taxonomy places the organism in Eukaryota, Bacillariophyta, Bacillariophyceae, Surirellales, Neidiaceae. Bases 25 to 2286 code for a protein of 753 amino acids. The transcript has a single exon.